This is a messenger RNA of Fraxinus pennsylvanica, 924 nucleotides long. NCBI's taxonomy places the organism in Eukaryota, Viridiplantae, Streptophyta, Magnoliopsida, Lamiales, Oleaceae. The record is from the annotation of a GenBank genome assembly.
AUGUAUCGAUUGGCGGCGAAGCGGCUGCUACCGGCGUUGGGGCGCCGGAACUCUCACUUCCGAAGCUCAUCCUCAGGCGUUCGAGCCCUAGCAGAUAUUAUAAAUCCAUCUCGAUUCUCUUCAUCAGUUGCCUCGGAGACGAUUCGGGAUCAAAAUCCCUUAAAUCUUGACUCUUUUGCAACAUCAUCAUCAUCUUCUACAGCGCGGAGCGAAGAAGAAAGAUCACGUGCCCAUGAUGAAACCCAGCGCUCCAGAACUACGACUCGACCUAAAGCUCACUGGCAGGACGAACAGGCGCGUGUUCUUCAUGCAUCUCUACGUCACGUGAUAAGAUUAGGAUGGACAGAUGCGGCUAUGAUAGCUGGAGCAAGGGAUGUUGGCAUGUCUCCUUCUAUAGUGGGAUCUUUUCCACGGAAAGAAGCUGCUCUAGUAGAGUUUUUCAUGGAUGAUUGUCUGCAAAGGCUGAUUGAAACUAUUGACACAAAUGAGGAUUUAAAAAAUUUAAUACCCAGUCAUCGUGUUGCAAAGCUUGUGAGAAUUCGCCUAGAAAUGCAGGCUCCUUACAUUUCAAAGUGGCCUCAAGCACUGAGCAUACAGGCACAACCCUUAAACAUACCAACAAGCUUCAAGCAGCGGGCAAUGCUUGUUGAUGAGAUUUGGCAUGCUGCUGAUGAAGAGGCUGCUGAUAUUGAUUGGUACGCUAAACGUACAGUCCUUGGUGGGAUAUAUUCUACGACUGAGCUGUACAUGCUGACUGAUACUUCUCCAGACUUUCAGGACAGUUGGGCAUUCUUGGACGGAAGAGUUAGAGAUGCUUUUGAUCUAAAGAAGACAGUUAAAGAGGUGAAGUAUUUGGCUGAAGCAGUUGGUGCUGGUAUUGGAGGUUCCUUACCAGGAUUUAUGAAGAAAGUUUUCAAUGGUUAA